Messenger RNA from Filobasidium floriforme, 1186 nucleotides. RefSeq lists its product as uncharacterized. Gene Ontology annotation, molecular function: oxidoreductase activity. The record is from RefSeq and is a predicted model, not a curated record. Lineage: Eukaryota; Fungi; Basidiomycota; Tremellomycetes; Filobasidiales; Filobasidiaceae. The transcript is spliced from 7 exons. The coding region runs from base 38 to 940 and encodes 300 amino acids.
CACAAACCGAUUUCUGUAUACCCUCAUCUACACCAUAAUGUCUUCCCACGUCCUCGCCAAGAACGCUGGAGCCGAUGCGCUUCAGAUCGCCAAACUGUUCAACGUCGACGGCUGGGUCUGCGUCGUCACCGGAGGAGGUACCGGACUCGGCUUGACCACCGCCAUCGCCCUCGCCGCCAACGGCGCCAAGGUGUACAUCACCGGCCGACGAGCCGAGGUCUUGCAGCAGGCCGUGGAGACGGCCACGCCCAAGUCGGGGAACGGGAGCGUGCACGCUGUUCAGGGAGAUGCUGCGACCAAGGAGGGGAUCGAGAAGAUGGUCAACGAAAUCUCGAGCAAGGAAAAGUAUAUCAACGUCUUGAUCAACAACCACGGCGUAUCCCAAGGAAACCCCGACAUAACCUCCUGCCCCCAGACUCCCGAGGGGCUCUCUCAACAGAUGUACUCGGACACGUUCGAGAGAUGGUUGGAUACUUAUCGGAUCAACACGGCUUCUUAUUUCUUCACGUCGUUUGCUUUCUUGCCGUUGUUGGCCAAGGCGAAGACGGAGGGUGGGGCGGUUGAGCCGGGGAAUAUUUUGAACAUCUCGUCCAUGUCAGGUAUCACUAAGACGUCCCAACGGGGACAAUUCAACUACAACGCCGGAAAGGCCGCGACCAUCUCCCUCUCGCACCAACUCGCCACCGAGUUCGCCCGUCGAGACCUCGGCGUCAGGGUCAACACCAUCGCGCCCGGUUACUUCCCCAGCGGGAUGACCGAUACCACCACCUCGGACGCCGGCGGAAAGGAGGCGUUCAAGAAGGACUGGGGCAUCCCGUUCGGACGACCGGGGAACGCGGUGGAUUACGCGCAGUGCGUGAUCUCGACGAUCACCAACCAAUAUGUUACCGGAGCCGAGAUCGUCAUCGACGGAGCGUGGUUGUUGGAAUCGGCCUUCUAAGGCGUUCGAGACGUCGAGGUGGGAACGGUUCGAGAGAUCGAAAUCAGCCAUCUUGGUUUUUGAUUCUGCGAGAAAUCAAUAAAUAAUAGUACACUAUUCUAGCCAUUCUCCAAGUUGUUGCAUUUUGCUCUAGUACGAAAAGAAGGACUAAUAUGAUGAAAGGGCUAUGAAAUACUUUAAGUAAUUCAGCUCAGAGAAGACCGUGGGCCACGUCAGGAAACAGCGGGAGGAAAGAGAUGCCACGAU